CGGGUACCGGCGCCCGGAAGGUCAGCGUGUGAAGGAGGCGGUGGUAACGCGGGUCCCCCGCUGGUACUGAGAAGCAACGGCCAAAUCCACGACCUCGGCCUGAGGCAGCGGCGGGAAGCAGACAGUUUGCUACGACAUCAUGGAAGGCGGCGGGGGCAGCGGCAACAAAACUACAGGAGGUUUGGCUGGGUUUUUUGGAGCUGGCGGAGCAGGUUACUCGCACGCGGAUUUGGCUGGCGUCCCAUUAACUGGUAUGAACCCUCUGUCUCCUUAUUUAAAUGUGGAUCCACGAUAUCUCGUGCAGGACACAGAUGAGUUUAUUUUACCAACUGGAGCUAAUAAAACCCGGGGCAGAUUUGAACUGGCCUUCUUUACCAUUGGAGGAUGUUGCAUGACAGGGGCUGCAUUUGGGGCAGUGAAUGGUCUUCGGCUAGGAUUGAAGGAAACUCAGAACAUGGCCUGGUCCAAACCAAGAAAUGUACAGAUUUUGAAUAUGGUGACGAGGCAAGGGGCACUUUGGGCUAAUACUCUAGGUUCUCGCUUGCUCUAUAGUGCAUUUGGUGUUAUCAUCGAGAAAACACGAGGUGCAGAAGAUGACCUCAACACGGUAGCAGCUGGAACCAUGACAGACAUGUUGUAUAAAUGUACAGGUGGUCUCCGAGGGGUAGCACGAGGUGGUCUGGCACUAUAUAAUAACUGGAAGCACAUGAAAGGCUCCUUCCUCCAACAGUCACUCUGAAGAUUUUGCCAGCUCAUAGAGGACACUUCAGUAGUCAUCCAGAUCAAUUUA
Messenger RNA from Otolemur garnettii (small-eared galago), 790 nucleotides. Its product is annotated as mitochondrial import inner membrane translocase subunit Tim23-like. The record is from RefSeq and is a predicted model, not a curated record. Gene Ontology annotation, cellular component: mitochondrial inner membrane; TIM23 mitochondrial import inner membrane translocase complex. Gene Ontology annotation, molecular function: transmembrane protein transporter activity. Gene Ontology annotation, biological process: protein import into mitochondrial matrix. Lineage: Eukaryota; Metazoa; Chordata; Mammalia; Primates; Galagidae.